CAAUACCUCAACCACCGCCGCUAUCUGGCGCGGAGACUUUGCUCCAGUAUACCCGUCAUAUUUGCUGGGUCCGAAAAAAAAGAGGUUCCGAGUCUUGAGUUGACGUUUGGUGACGGUAACGAUGAUGUCAUGACCGCUUGAUGUUUACCUACCUGCGUUCUCACGACACGGAUAUAUAUAUACCUAUACAUCUAAGAAGGCAUUUCUAUCUUGGCAAUUUUUUGGAGAUUCUCAUACUCGAGUAAUAAUCCCAUUUUUGAUUAUACACAUUGUCAAUACUUUGAUUCAACCUAACUAGUGAACGGAAGCCGGAGUAGCAACAUAUUAUCUUGGCAUUGUAUACAUCUCCCAUCAUGUCUGGCCAAUUCAAAGAAGGUCACUCAAUCCCGGUGACUCACCAGGAAUUUCCUGGCAAGGAACACAAGCUGCCACUGGAGGCUCAAUACGACACCCUGCCCACGGAUGAGGGUGGCUACCAGAAGUACCGCGCAGCGGGAAAGCUAGAGGGCAAGAAGGCUCUCAUCACCGGUGGAGAUUCAGGAAUUGGACGUGCCACAGCCCUUCUGUUCGCCAUGGAGGGCGCCGACUCUUUCAUAGCGUACCUCCCUGAUGAGCAGAAGGACGCCGAGGAGACGAAGAAGCUGGUCGAGGCUAACGGCAGGAGAUGUCAUCUAUUCGCUACGGACUUAACGAGCAAGGAUAAUUGCAAGAAGGCCGUCGACGAAGCUGUAAAGGCAAUGGGCAGAGUCAAUAUCCUCUUCAACAACGCGGCUUACCAAAUGAUGAUCAACGAUAUCCACGAUCUAAGCGAGGACCAAUGGAUACACACCUUCAACACCAACAUCCACCCCUAUUUCUAUCUAGCCAAAUACGUUCUCCCCCAAAUGAAGCGCGGCGACACGAUCAUCAACAACGCCAGCAUCAACGCCUACAUCGGGCGGCCAGACCUGCUCGACUACACUUCGACGAAGGGUGCUAUAGUGUCCUUCACGCGCGGUCUGAGCAACCAGUUCGUGUCCAAGGGUAUUCGCGUCAAUGCCGUAGCCCCCGGUCCCGUAUGGACACCUCUUAUCCCAUCAACUAUGACCGAUGAGGCGCAAGAGUCGUUCACAUCCCCCAUGGGCCGGCCCUCGCAGCCGAGCGAGAUCGCCACGUGCGUCGUCUUCCUCGCGGCCAAGGACAGCUCGUCUAUCAGUGGACAAACCAUCCACUGCAACGGCGGUGUUAUCGUCAACGGCUAAAUAUGUGUAAUAUACAAGGGGCUUGUCGGAGAUGGAAUAUGAAGAAGAACGUCGCGCAACGUAUAGAGUAAUCGGCAUGUUAAAAUAGGUAGCGUGUGGGAUUUCCACUCCAAAUAGCUUUACUAAUUGCUCAACUCCAAGCAGUAAUAUACCUAAUACGAUUCAUGUGCCAAUUGAUUCUAUAAGAUGAGUUUCUGGGUUAAUUCUAUCUCAUAUAACUACACUCCUACUUUUAUCUCGGCG
This is a messenger RNA of Xylaria bambusicola, 1484 nucleotides long. RefSeq names its product short chain dehydrogenase. The record is from RefSeq and is a predicted model, not a curated record. NCBI's taxonomy places the organism in Eukaryota, Fungi, Ascomycota, Sordariomycetes, Xylariales, Xylariaceae. Gene Ontology annotation, molecular function: oxidoreductase activity. The transcript has 3 exons. Bases 354 to 1241 code for a protein of 295 amino acids.